CUUCGUCACUCUCCCAACCUACCUGAUUCAAGAUACUAUAAAGAGAGCUCUGAGGUUACAGAGACAAUACAAGGACUUAAACUAACAGGCUCCAUGGCUGCAAAAGCAGAUUCUACAGCUGCCCAACAGUUAAAGGACAUAUUUGGCUCUAAGACUGCAAUAGCAGUGCAAGGACCUUUUUUGUCAGUUUUCAGGCUCUACGCCUGUAUUUGCAGUGCAAGAACUUUAUGUCCUCAAGUAUUUGGCUCCACAGCUGUAUUUGCAAUGCAAGGAUCUG
Molecule: messenger RNA, 277 nt
Organism: Scutellospora calospora
Lineage: Eukaryota; Fungi; Glomeromycota; Glomeromycetes; Diversisporales; Gigasporaceae
Source: the annotation of a GenBank genome assembly